Messenger RNA from Erythranthe guttata (spotted monkey flower), 2385 nucleotides. RefSeq lists its product as uncharacterized. Gene Ontology annotation, molecular function: RNA binding. The record is from RefSeq and is a predicted model, not a curated record. Gene Ontology annotation, cellular component: sno(s)RNA-containing ribonucleoprotein complex. NCBI's taxonomy places the organism in Eukaryota, Viridiplantae, Streptophyta, Magnoliopsida, Lamiales, Phrymaceae. Gene Ontology annotation, biological process: box H/ACA snoRNP assembly; pseudouridine synthesis; ribosome biogenesis.
UGUGAAGGUUUUUAGGGUUUAAGGUUUUUUGACGCCACCAAACCAAACUAGGUCUCUCUCUCUCUCUCUCCGCUCUCCCCGCUAAUUGAUUUCUCUCUCAUCUAUAAAUAUUUAUCCCUGCGAAAAAGCCAAAAGCCAUGAACAACUUUUGCUCAGCAUCAACAACAAUUCUUCCCUUUCAGUUUGAACAUGGUUGGUUUCUUGCGCAGUCCCGCCAUUGAAGGACCUUCAGAGGAGGACGAGAAAUUUCAAACUUUUUCGGAUUCGAAGAACUCUCUUGACCACCUCCCUCUCCCUGAGAUUGAAGAUUCUUUUUUCGACUUCGACUCCGCUGCCGAUUGGUGUUUCCAAGGUAAUAUCGACGACCCUAAAAUGGCUGCUGAUUUGGGAGAUAACCCUGUUGAUUUUAGCUCGAUUGACGGCGAAUUUACUGAUAUUUUUGAAGUUGUUGAUAAACAUGAAGUUGUUGUAGACGAAUUGAGUGGGAAAGAAGAGGGAGAAACUGAGAGUAUUAAAUUGGGGGAUUUAAUUGAAAAAGAGAUGGAGAAAGUUAGGUUAGAUGGGGAUGAUGAUAAUUUACAACAAGCAAGUGUUGUUAAUGAAAUCAAGAACGAUGAAAUUGAUGAUGAGAGUGGUAGUGAUGAAGAUGAAGAUGAAGAUGAAGAUGAGAGUUCUUCAUCUUCUUCGGCUGAUAGUAGUAGUAGUAGUGAAGACGACGAGGAAGAAGAAGAUGAAGAUAUCGGUGAAAAGAAAUCGAACAAGGAGAAAGCCGUUGUUGAUAAAGAGGAAGGUGAGAUAUUGUUAUCCGAUGAUGCCGAUGAUAUGGUUAAUUGGAGUGAUAAUGACGAGGAGGACUUUGUUGGAACUGCUACUGUUGGCCCUAUCAUGUCUAAAAACGAACUCAAGGUUCUUCCUCCGGUUCCUUCUGUUAGUGUGAGCUUGGAACCGCAUCAUCAACCCCAACCGGUUGGAAUUAUUUUGUCGGUAAUUGGUGCCCAAGUGGUUGUCGAAGGUGUUGAGAAGCACAAUCCACUAAACGAGGGUUCUAUUCUUUGGAUUACCGAAAGUAGAUCGCCGCUUGGUAUAGUCGACGAAAUCUUUGGUCCCGUCAAGAAUCCGUACUAUAUAGUUAGAUACAAUGAAGAGAGUGAAGUCCCUAAUGGAAUCCAGCAAGGCACUUGUGUAUCUUUCGUUCCAGAGUUUGCUAAACACGUGCUCAAUGAAAAGAGUCUGUACCAGAAAGGGUACGAUGCAUCUGGUGAAAACGAUGAAGAGCUGUCGGACGAUUUGGAAUUCUCGGAUGAUGAGAAAGAGGCGGAGUAUAGGAGGAUGAUUAAAAUCAAGAAACGAGGUGGAGCUAAUGAAUCUAAUAAUAAUAAUAAGCCUGCUACAAAAAGAAACGGAAAAAAGACGAACGGGAACUUUAACCGUAAUAAUAACAGAGAUCCUCCUCCACCACCACAAACUCAUUCUCCGAUGAAUCAAGAAAAUAGCAUCAGACAGGAUUUGUCUACAGUUCCUCACAGUGGUGCUGCAGUUCCUACAGUUGCUCCUCAAUUUCCGCAAUUUCUUCCGCACAGCGGUGCCGCAGUUGCUCCUACAUUUCCGCAGUUUCCUCAGGGGCCUGGUUUUGUUGCGCCCGACGGAAUGUGGAAUAACGGGUUUCCACAUCAGCAGCAGCAAAAUAUGGGGAUUCCAAACGGACUAGCGGCGGCGGCAAACGGUAUGAUGUGGAUGCAGCAGAAUGUACCAUAUCAAUUAUAUCAAACUCCUAUGCAAACAAACAUGGCGUUUCAACAGCAAAUGAGUGCGAUACCAGGGUUUCCCUUAAACUUUAAUGCAAAUUUUGGCGGGAAUGCGACACCUGGACAAUGGCCAAUGCUAAAUCAACAGCAGUUUGGAAUGGCUGCUUUCCAGGCGCAGCAGAAUAAUGCUUCUUCUGCUAUGCCUUUCAAUGGAGGUGGAGAACAACAACCGGUUCAAUCUCAGGGUUCUCAGAUUAAUCCUAAUUUCCAGCAGCAGCAGCAGCAGUCUCCUUCGACUUUGCCUUUCAAUCAAGGCCGUGGUGGCGGUGGCGGUGGUGGUGGUGGUGGUGGUGGUCGAGGAAGAGGGCAGCACAGAGGUGGUGGACGUUUCGGUGGCGGGAGGGGCAGGUAUCAAAGCCGUUAAACGGUUAUAUAGUGUUUCUCUUGAGUCUUGUAACAACAGACUUUCUUGAGCACGUAAGUUACAUGAGUAGUUCCUCUAGUUUUCGACCGGUCCCAUUUUCCUUUUCCAUAGCAUUUUUGUUUAAUGUUUAUUUAAUUUUAUAAUGUGUAAUAUUACUUUUGUCGUUGCGGUUUUGAGGAUAAUAGUCUUUCGAUAUAUGGCUCGUGGUUUUUUAUU